CACCAACAAAGCUGGCGGCAACAUCACCACACACUCUUGACGUAAGCUGAACACUACACAAUUACUCUGUAACAUUGUUUAUUUUCUGUGGACAUUAGCUGUGCCUGCCUCUGCUCGUCGUCACCUGCAUUGUUGUUCUAGUCGAAGCUGCGACGAUCAGAGUCGCCGACGCUCCUUCCCCGCUGCCAUUGCCUGUUUGCUGUUGACGUGCAAACAUGGCUUCGAACACCAACGGACAGAACUCUCAGCUUCCUACACAACCUCCCCCACUUCACACUCGCACCAGCGAGAUGGACCAGCCCGGCACACCCACGCAGGAGGGCUUCCUCAGCCCGCGCCAGACGCCUCAGGGCAGUCCAAGCAAGAGCCACGCGCCGCCCGGUGCAUUUGACCUGCCCAGUGUAUUCGACAAUGCGAUGAAGCUGUUCCCUACCAUGGGCUCACCCACCAAGCAGAAGCCAGACACACCAGGUUCGCCCAGCAGGCUGAAGAUUGGCACCAAUGCCGACCAGGGGGCGGGAGACGUCACAACGCUCACACCAGGCAGCCCUACGCGCAAAUCGAACCAGGAGAAUACGCCGCCAGGAAUUCGUCAAGACACACACAAGGACCCCAGCUUCCUCACACAUGCUGCGCAAUCGCGUCAGGAGCCAUAUCGCACAAGAGGGGCGGAGGGUUCGCAGCGAUUCUACCCUGCGCCUCCACGCCUGUCCGCUGAAGAGCUUGAGAAGGCCAGGAAGCCGGCCGUGAAGCGACUGGCAAAUGUGACCCAGCUAUACUUCCUCGACUAUUACUUCGACCUCCUCACUUAUGUCCACACCCGUCAGAACCGCCUCAACCAGUUCAAGACACAGAACCCAGCACCCCCAGACACACCCGAAGCCGAGUAUAGCGAAGCCCUUACACAAUACCUGGGUCGCGAGCGCGCCAACCUCCGCAAGCGUCGCACUCGAUUGAGGCAGGGUGACUUCCAGAUCCUCACACAAGUCGGCCAGGGAGGCUAUGGACAGGUGUUCUUGGCCCAGAAGAAGGACACCAAGGAGGUGUGUGCUCUCAAGGUCAUGAGCAAGACACUGCUCUUCAAGCUAGACGAGGUCCGCCACGUUCUCACUGAGCGUGACAUUCUGACCUCGGCGAAGAGCGAGUGGCUUGUCAGGUUGCUAUAUGCCUUCCAAGAUGACAAGAGCAUCUACCUCGCCAUGGAAUACGUACCCGGAGGUGAUUUCCGUACACUAUUGAAUAACACUGGUGUACUGCACAACCGCCACGCACGAUUCUACAUCGCAGAGAUGUUCUCCUGUGUGGACUCGCUCCACCAGCUUGGAUACAUUCACCGCGAUUUGAAACCAGAGAACUUCCUCAUCGAUAGCACUGGUCACGUCAAGCUGACUGACUUCGGCCUGGCAGCUGGUAUGCUCGCUCCCAUCAAAAUCGAGUCGAUGCGCAUCAAGCUACAGUCGGUGAGUGACGUGGUCUCGCCCUUCGGUCGCCCGGUGGAGGAGCGAAGCGCGGCUCAGCGCCGAGACAACUACCGAUCUCUACGUGAGCGAGACGUCAACUACGCGAAGAGCAUUGUCGGCAGCCCGGACUAUAUGGCGCCCGAGGUGCUCAAGGGAGAGGAGUAUGACUUUACAGUCGAUUACUGGAGCUUGGGCUGCAUGCUCUUCGAAGCUCUGGCUGGAUACCCACCGUUCGCUGGAGCUACGGUCGAUGAGACAUGGCAGAACUUGAAGCAGUGGAAGAAGGUACUGCGCAAGCCGGUCUACGAAGACCCGUCUUAUUUCCUGUCAAAACGUACCUGGGACCUCAUCAUCCGCCUUGUUGCCUCGAAGUCAACCCGUUUCCGCGGUAUUUCUGAGAUCCACGCACACCAAUACUUCACAGAAGUCGACUGGACGAAGCUGAGAGAUAAUAAGGCGCCGUUCGUCCCAGAGCUGGACAGUGACACCGACGCCGGGUACUUCGACGACUUUGGCAGCGAGGCUGAUAUGGCGAAGUACAAGGAGGUGCACGACAAGCAGGCAGCACUAGAGGCCAUGGCCGAGCGCGAUGAGAAGAUGAACAAGGGCCUGUUCGUUGGAUUCACCUUUCGUCACAAGAAGACAGCAGACGAGAGCGGCAACCCUACCAGCCCGAGGAAGCCUCUCAGUGCGGUCGAAGAGAACUUCGGCACUAUCUUCUAGUGUUGACCACGGCUGCAUAUCUUUGCACUGGCUGUGUCGGUUCCGUUUACCUUUCUGGGCCUGGCUAGGCAACAUUUGAAGCAUACAAAAUUUGACAUUAGAACGCAUGAUGAACCAGGUGGUUGAGAAGUCGGUUCAGUAUCAUGUCGCUGCGCACGGGUUUGGCGUUUCUGCAUGUAAUGAGUUGGGCGUGGGCUGUCAUGAUUCAUCUGGUGUGCGGUUUCUCUUCAAAGAGCGCUGCCAUGUAUUAGUAGAUAGUCUGGUUACUUACGAAAUGAUACCCGUA
Messenger RNA from Didymella exigua CBS 183.55, 2469 nucleotides. Its product is annotated as serine/threonine-protein kinase cot-1. The record is from RefSeq and is a predicted model, not a curated record. NCBI's taxonomy places the organism in Eukaryota, Fungi, Ascomycota, Dothideomycetes, Pleosporales, Didymellaceae. Gene Ontology annotation, cellular component: spindle pole body. Gene Ontology annotation, molecular function: protein serine/threonine kinase activity; ATP binding. The transcript has 4 exons. Gene Ontology annotation, biological process: peptidyl-serine phosphorylation; intracellular signal transduction. The coding region runs from base 216 to 2183 and encodes 655 amino acids.